This is a messenger RNA of Doryrhamphus excisus (bluestripe pipefish), 2219 nucleotides long. The record is from RefSeq and is a predicted model, not a curated record. NCBI's taxonomy places the organism in Eukaryota, Metazoa, Chordata, Actinopteri, Syngnathiformes, Syngnathidae.
AUCAAGCAAAAAGGGCCAAUGGCUUACAAAAAACUUAAGUCCUUCACUCAAUGUGAAGAACUGUUAAUAAAGUUUUUCUUUAAAGGAAAACUACAUGUCUUUCUCUUUUCUGUGCAUUCUAAAGAAACAGCUAAAAGAGGCACCUAUUCCGCUUAACAUCUUCUAAAACAACCUCAACAAACCAACAAAAACACACCAUUUACAUAAUGUGACCUGUAUAUUAACCGAGCUACAGCAACAUUGUUGUUAUUGUUGUUAUUGUUAUAGCGACUAGCUUCACCACACACUCAUCAUCAUCAGCAUUUGAAUGCUUCAGGCCACUACUGAAAGGUAAGGCUACAUAUUAUACAUAUAAGUUCUAGAAAUGCCUAAAAUGACCAAAAUACGGCACAAUUCUGUAAGUAUUACAUAUUAUCAUAAAUAUACCUGUUACAGCAUAUAUAUAAAAACCACAAAACCUCGUUGGAGGUUGAAUAGUGGUCUUUGUGGGCAUUUUUCCUUGAAAGAGUAGUUACACUCCAUGACUGUAGAGGGAGCCUGUGAGCAAUAUGAUAAUGAGCAGGUAGCAUAUGCCCAACAUGAGAAAGAUUGGUUGGAAAAAAAAACAUGGCCGCAUCUCGAAAAACAUCAACCCAAGUCAUUGACCAUGUGUCGAGAUUCUCCAGACAUCCGAGAAGACAAUGGACCCAGCCUGCUGUCCUACAGUAACCGGCUCAGCCCGUCUGUCCCCGCUGCCCACUGAGAGGUCUACACUGGCACCCUAAUCAUCCAUCACAUGACCACCUGACAUACAGAGAGGGCAAGGACACACUCAAGUGGGGGAGCUUCUGGAAGCAAGGAUUUUUCAGCACCCUUCCACAUUUGGAGACUCUCGCCAUGCACGAGAAGGAGCUCUGCGUGGACACAGGGGUGCACUGAAACUGUCAUGCUCCUCAUGACGUGGAAUAAUAUGCACAAAUGGGCUGUUUUUGGCUGCUUUUUUUGACUUGUGGAAUACUACAACGCUGCUAAAGACCUUUUGUUGCGCACAAGUGGAAAGAAGAGGGAGAGUGCCUCAUUGCCGGGCACCUUGUGGGUGCGCUCAGCAGUCUUGUUUCCAUGCGGCUCUGUCAUCCCGUGGCUUCUCGUCGUCCCAGUGGUCACCAUGACAACCACAAGGAGCCCAAAGUGAAUCCAAGGCGUCCGAAAGAGUUCCCCUUCCCCUUUAUCUUCGCGAUUGAAGACAUUUUCGCAGCAGCCGCGGGGUUUAUUUAAAGUGUUGUCCUUUUAAAUAGAAGUGUCAUUUACUGUGCGUAAAAGCAAGAGGAACCAUGGUUCCGGUGCUCCUCUACAUGCUGCUGUGUGUCCACCUCGGAGUGUGCCAGCACUACCUUCGCCUCCGUCCAUCCCCCAGCGACCACCUGCCAGUCCCGGACCUCAAGGAGGACCCCGACCCGGAUUACGACCCCAGGGAGCAGGACUUGUCUGAGAGGACUCUGAGGAAAAAGCUGGGCAGCCACUUUGACCCCAACUUCAUGUCCAUCAGCGCGCCUGUGCUCACCAACUUCUCGGCACCAGACGUCAAGCUGCAGGGGCCCAUGCCCAAUGAGAUCAAGAAGCUGGAGCUCACAGAGACCCCCUAUGGGAAGCGUGUCAAAGUGGGCAAGAAGGCGCGGAGGAAAUUCCUCCAGUGGCUGUGGACCUACACGCACUGUCCCGUGGUGUACACCUGGAAGGACUUGGGAGUGAGGUUCUGGCCACGCUACAUUAAGGAGGGCAACUGCUUCUCGGAGCGCUCCUGUUCAUUCCCAGAGGGGAUGUCUUGCAAACCUGUCAAGUCCAUCAACAAGAUAUUCCUACGGUGGUACUGCCAAGGCUUUUUAAGACAGAAAUACUGUACGUGGAUACAGGUGCAGUACCCCAUCAUCUCAGAGUGCAAGUGUUCAUGCUGAAGACGUGGGUGGAUGGAGGUGUGGAGGUGUGGAGCUUGGACUGGUUUCUAUUGCACUGUUAACUCUCUCCAGAGGUGGGCACCAUAGCAAAUCUAUUUUUUUAUAUAGCAUUUUAAAGUGAAAUACCAACAUUGUACAUAUUUAAGAGGAAUGCAGCUAUUUUUUCUAAUUGAACCAGGACCAUAUUUUAUUGUCAACACUUUUUGGGGGGAGGGGGUGGGUGGGUGGGAGAUGACACCAUGCAGCACUUCAUAUGGAAGAGCUUUUUUUUUUUUAAGAGACAUUGAA